This is a messenger RNA of Lodderomyces jiufengensis, 594 nucleotides long. RefSeq lists its product as uncharacterized. The record is from RefSeq and is a predicted model, not a curated record. The transcript has a single exon. NCBI's taxonomy places the organism in Eukaryota, Fungi, Ascomycota, Pichiomycetes, Serinales, Debaryomycetaceae. Bases 1 to 594 code for a protein of 197 amino acids.
AUGCAUUCAUUUAAAUUAAGUACAUUAUUGUUAUUAUCAUCAUUCCUCACUUUUUCAAAAGCACAAGAUGACACAACUUCAUAUGAAGGUACAACCACCGUUACCACAACUCCAGAAGUAACUCAAACAACAACAGUAGCACAACAAGUUGGUGUAGAAGGUGUUGUAUAUAUUUAUACUGAUGAUUCUGGUCAAUUAACUACAACAACUGUUUUUACAGCUACAUCAACUGAAGAAGUUGCACAACCUGAAGUUACUUCAGCUCCAACAUCUGAAUCCUCAUCAUCAUCACCAUCAUCAGAAGCUGUAUCAUCAGGAGCAGUUUCAUCAUCAGUUGAAUCAACAACAACUACGUUAACAACAUCAAGUGAAGCUCCACCAGCUACUGCAGCACCAGCAGUUUCAAGUUCAUCAUCAGAAGAAGCUUUAAGUAGUGCCGUUGCUGCUGGUGCAGGUUCAAUUACAACUGUAUCAGUAGAUGUUCCACCAGGUGAUUAUUCAACUUCAACUUUAACUACUGAAACUACUUUAGCUGAUGGUUCAACUGCUGUUUUAGAAUUAGUUGUUUUACACACUGCUGUUUGUCCCGCCUAG